This is a messenger RNA of Schistocerca cancellata (South American locust), 11203 nucleotides long. RefSeq names its product molybdenum cofactor sulfurase 2 (gene mal). Gene Ontology annotation, biological process: Mo-molybdopterin cofactor biosynthetic process. The coding region runs from base 120 to 3218 and encodes 1032 amino acids. Gene Ontology annotation, molecular function: pyridoxal phosphate binding; molybdenum ion binding; molybdenum cofactor sulfurtransferase activity. The record is from RefSeq and is a predicted model, not a curated record. The transcript is spliced from 13 exons. NCBI's taxonomy places the organism in Eukaryota, Metazoa, Arthropoda, Insecta, Orthoptera, Acrididae.
AAUGCACUGCGGGGGGUAUUAUUUCCUUGCAAUCAGAAGGUUGUUGAUGCGGAAUAUGUACACUCAUCGCCAAAUUACCUGUAUUGUUCGUUGAAUAAACAGGAUCUGCAGUUUUGCAAAUGCGGUUUUGUCGGAGUACUGAUGGUAUACCAAGCUCACCUGAAGCAUUAGCUGCUACGGAGGCUCCUGCGAUGUACAGCGAGGAAACGAUCAAUAAUUUACAGAAAGAUUUUAGUAGACUGAAAGAUGUUUGCUACUUGGACCAUGUGGGAGCGACACUAUACUCAGAGAGUCAAAUUAAAGCUGUGCAAGAGGAUCUUUUGUCCAACGUGUAUGGAAAUCCUCAUUCUUUAAGUACAUGCAGCCGCUAUUGUACAGAUGUUGUGGAUCAAGUACGAUUCAGAGUGUUGCAGCAUUACAGUGCCAACCCAGACGAGUACAGCGUAAUAUUCACAUCUGGGGCAACAGCAGCCCUGAAGCUGGUAGCGGAGUCCUUUGUCUGGGGAGAGGACGGUCAGGCUGGCACCUUCGCCUACCUCCAGGACAACCACACGUCCGUACUGGGGAUGAGGGAACUAGCAGCAUCUCGAGGUGCUUCAGUCACGUGCAUCAGCCAGGAGGAAGCUUUUUCUGUCUUCAGCAAGGCUAACAGAGAGAUACAUGGAGCUGAGGUACCAAGCAGCAAUUCCCUUUUUGUGUAUCCAGCACAGAGCAAUUUCUGUGGUGUGCGCUACCCACUAUCUUGGGUUGAAAGUGUGCACGGUGGCAGUUUGAAUAAGCUUCCUGGUAUCAGGUCAAAUGGUUCUUCAAAGUGGUUCUGUUUCCUGGAUGCUGCAGCAAUGCCAUCACUGGAUUUGUCGCACGUGGCACCAGAUUUUGUUUCUGUGUCAUUUUACAAGAUGUUCGGUUACCCUACUGGUCUCGGUGCUCUGCUUGUACGCAAUUCCAGUUCUGAUGCCCUCAGAAGGGAUUACUUUGGAGGAGGGACUGUUCAGAUUGCAUUAUCGAGUGAGAGAUUUCACGUGCCUCGAGUAGAGAUCAGUGAGCGGUUUGAAGACGGUACUCUGCCAUUCCUGUCAAUCGUAGCAGUGCGGCACGGCCUGGAAGCGGCGGAGCGCCUCGUCCCGGGAGGCUGCGGAGGGGCCUCGGCGGCACGCCAUUCGCUCUCGUUGGCCCGUCGGGUGUUUUACCACCUCUUGCGCCUGCACCAUGCAAACGGAGCACCGGUGGCCGUCUUGUACGGAGACACAGACUACAGCAGCGUCGAGACCCAAGGAGCGGUCGUCAACUUUAAUCUGCUGCGGCCUACGGGGGAAUUCGUUGGUUUUGUCGAGGUACUCAACAUGGCAAAUCUGCACAACAUUCAGCUAAGGACAGGAUGCUUUUGCAAUCCAGGGGCAUGUCAGGUGCAUCUCAAGCUCUCUUCAGAUGAUGUCAGAAAACAUUUCCAGGCAGGCCACGUAUGUGGUGACGAAAGAGACCUUAUAGACGGUCAGCCGACCGGAUCCGUUCGCAUAUCCUUUGGCUACAUGUCAACCGAGCACGAUGUCGACAGGUUUCUGGAGAUGGUGGAGUCAGCUUUUGUACGAGGCCCGGCGAUUUUCGAGACUCCGAAAUGGUGGCCAGAGUUUGUUACAUUGUACAGGCAAAAAUUCCAGGUGGAUUCCAGUUGUGUACCCAACAGUUUUGACAUCACAGUGCCGAAUUCUACAGAACCUUUGUCACGUAGCUUAAUUAGUGCUCAGGAAGCAGGGAAGGUGGAAAAGUACAGUUUCACAAGUUACGUUACUAGACGUGAAAAAGACAAAGUAGUAUCUAGUCGCUUCCGAGAAGAGGGAAAUGGUGGUGCAGGUAAAGAAUUUAACCUGGUUAAUGGGAGCAGUUGGUGCACAGAUGUACCUGAGCAGGAUCGUGAGAAAUGCUCAGGUGAAAUGAUCUGUGAAGUCAAAAAACUGAAGUCACUUCCUCUUCUUAGUGAUGAGAAACCUCGAGUACUUCCGGACUCUUUCAGUGACGUGCAAGGUUUUGCUGACAGGCUUGACAGUCCGAGAGGGAUAUGUGGUGUGGAGGAUCCUAAACAGGAAAUUGUGUUGUGUCCAGAAACUUGUAAACAUCUCUCCCCUUUGCCCACCACUGAAAACCUCACACGGUCUUGCAGUGAUACAAACAAUAACACUUCUGAAGAAGAAGCAAAUGGAGACAGCGUGAUUUUUCAGCAGAAAGUAGUAGCUUCCUCUUUCCGACCUCCGAGGAACAAAGUGUUCAGAGGUGCCAGCAGUAUUGAUGCUAAUAAUGAAACUGAAGAGAACUGUUGUAAGCUGACUGUACAGCCAGAAAAACUGCUACAGACCGUGAGUGGGAAAUCUGAAACAGUCACAACACUGAGGCACAUCUUCGUGUACCCAGUGAAGUCGUGCGGCGCCAUGGCCGUCCCGACGUGGCAGGUGAGUGCGCGCGGCCUGGCCUACGACCGGCAGUGGAUGGUGGUGACGUCUGCGGGGGUGGCCCUCACGCAGAAGACGGAACCCCGGCUGUGCCUCAUCGUGCCUCACGUCGAUGUCGACGGGAGGAUCCUGCAGCUUCACUUUCCAGGAAUGGAGCGUCUCGACGUCAGCAUCGGAGACACCGACGCGAGUCGCGUGCCGCGCCAAGUGUCGGUGUGCCAGAGCAAAGUGUGCGGCGACCGCGUGCGGGCCGAGGACUGCGGCGAAGGGGCGGCCGGCUGGCUGCAGGAGGCUCUGGGCCGGCCCGGCCUGCGGCUGGUCAGGCAGAGCGCCGACGACGGGCGCCACGGGAAGGGCAGCGCAGAUACAUCUGGACUGUCACUGUCAAAUCAAGCACAGUACCUGAUGAUUAACCUGGCCAGUAUUAACUGGUUUGCAGACAUCCUGCAGGAGAGAGCAGCAUUCCCAAAGGGAGGUCUAUUGGAAAGAUUUCGCAGCAACUUGGUUGUAGAAAGUACAGAUGCAUUUGAGGAAAAUGAGUGGAAAACGUUGCGUAUAGGAUCAGUGGAUUUUAAGGUGGACGGGCCCUGCACACGCUGCCAAGUGAUAUGCAUCGACCAGGCGACAGGCGAGAAGACGAGGGAGCCGCUGAGGACUCUGUCCGAGGUGUUCUGUGGCAAGAUGAGAUUCGGUGUAUACCUCAGCCAGCUCCACCACGACAGUGCGAGCACUGUGAUCUCUGUCGGUGACAGAGUCAUCGUUCCUGUACCGUAGGCUCUUCAGUAUUAGUGUGUGACUAGCACAACGGCGAGCAGCUACUGGCGUACUAGUGCUUCACGUACUGAUUCCUAUUUUGCAAUUUGUGUUUUAAGUGCCUUAUUCCUCACAUAUUGUGACAUUGCUGUUUUUGUUAUUGUGAAACUUGUUCCUAUCACCUCCUUAUACUAAGGUCACCAUCACACUAUUCCCGGAAUGCUUACUUGGUUUUGAAACAACAACUAUCCUCGAAAUAAUUAAAAUAUCUACCAGUCACUAUUUUAUAUUUUGUAGGUGCGGUAUAGUUACCUCAAUUGUAACAUUGUGAGGGAAACACGUUUCAACGUUGACAUCUAAGAGAGUGUAGAAAACACAAGUACAAAAAUAAUUACAUCACAAUGUAGUAAUAUGAGUAAAAGUAAGAUUCACUUUCUGGGCAAGUUAUGCCAUUGAGACCGCUGUGGCCGGCUGAGCUGUUCUAGGCGCUUCAGUCUGGAACCGCGUGACCGCUACGGUCGCAGGUUUUAAUCCUGCCUCGGGCAUGGGUGUGUGUGAUGUCCUUAGGUUAGUUAGGUUUAAGUAGUUCUGAGUUCUAGGGGGCUGAUGACCUCAGAUGUUAAGUCCCAUAGUGCUCAGAGCCAUUUGAACCAUUUGAGACGGCUGUGUAAUAGGACAGUAAGAAUAGAUUUUCAGUGACAUUUAUUUUUGUAUGGAAUCUCUUGUGUGUCUGUUUUGUUUCUCCUGUAUUACUUCCCAUGGUGCAGGAUAUUAUUAUUUUGUGAGAUCUGAAACUAUUAUUUUUGGAUCCAUUGUCUGUUACGUACAUGAUUUAUAUAGAAAGUGUUUGGUUAUGUGACUUCUUAUGCUUUUAAUUCUUUAAUUAUUUAUGGGUGUUUGGAGCUACUUACAAUUUUUUAUUUAUGCACUGAUUUUUACUUUAUACCAUGGAACAAAAUGCCCGCUCCAUAACAGAGUGGACGUUUCAUUCUAGAAACAAAUCACAGGCUUUGGCUAAGUAAUUUCUUCAUGAUAUCCUUUCUUCUGUGGAGUGGUAAUGUAUAAAGUAUGCAGUAGAGCGUAUGUAAAAUUUGAAAAUUAAAAAUUAAGUAUUGGAAAUGUGAGGGUGGGCCAGGGCUUGGAUAUCUUCAUACAAGCAUUUUCUGUGCGGGAUAAAGGUCUGGAUUUGAGCCCUUAUUGAGCACACAGUUUUAAUGUGCCAUGACAUUUCAUAUGAAGAAUAAGUGAAUUCAUUUAUAACAGGUUGCAUCAAGAGUAUUUAACCUUUUAGCUGCUGCGGACAUGUAUAAGUGUCUUGCUUCGCUGUUCCCCAGGUGCUGUUGACACGUUUACAUGCACUGCCUGGGGUUUCCUACACUGCUACUGCAUGUAAGUGUGUAAGCACAUGCCAAACUCUCACUGUUGCUUAUGAGCUACUUCCACAAUUACCUUUGUGAAUAAAAAAGUUUCAAGUAUUUAUCAUGUAAUAUAUGUGCAUCUUUGCAUGCUACCAUUUGCAAAAACCUUGUUUCAAUACCUUGAACUGUUUAUGAAAUAUGAUGAUUGUGACAACCACACAAUUUCCAAAUUUCAGUGAUGGAAAUGGGUGCAAUGUGUGUGACUCUGUUGGAUGUAAGAGUCAAUAACUCGAGAACAAAAGGAGAUCAUUCAGCUCUCAAUUUCAAAUAAAAGUUUUAUACCUCAUCUACUUUUCAUACACUGCAAUGUAUGACCUAAAAUCAACCAUACACAAAGUUUACGCAGUUUGCUUUUACCUUUGCAAACUCUUUAAAAUAGCGUGCAAUGUUUUACUUAAUUUGAUGCAGCACAGUAACCAUGACAAUAAUAAAAAGUAAUUCAGUUCUUUAUCAAGCAAAGAUAUUAGACUGUAAGAUGUGCAAAAAUGAAAUUUUUUCAGUGAAUAAUUUUCUUAAAAUCAGGUUUCAGCUUUUGGUGAUCAGUGCAGCCACAACAAAGCUACGCUUAGCACGGACUGUAGAGAGUAUGUCUGUAGCAGGGUAAGAAUUAAAAUUUGAGGCAAUUUUGGCUAGUGACAGUUUUGGACUCUGCCCCAUGAUGACACACAUGUAUUCUGCUGUACAUUGUAGUAGAAAAAUAUAUGACUUUUGCAAAACCUGCUUGUAGCCAUUUCAAAUAGUUUGAAAAUAAGUAUUGUAUUUGUAAUGUUCAUUAAAACUAUCUGUGACAAAAACUUGAUGCUUUUACUGAACUGUCAAUAGAUAUGUAUAAUGGGCAUAUAAAAUUUUCUAAGAUGCAUUUAUUUUGCAAAUGGAGUUAUUUGAUGAUGGUUUUUCCUGUAAAAAUAAAUAUAAUUCCAUAUUGUUUUUGAUAUUACUAUGAUGUUUAAAAUAAAAAUAAUGCAUGUACAUGACUUGAUUUAAAUGAUAAUCUACAGAAAAAAAUCUAUUUGAUUUAUGAAGAAGAAAAUGCAGAAAAGCAGGUUGUGACUGAUUUUGUGGAGGGUCUGCAAGUGAUGAAUAGAUGUGAAGGUUGUCUAGUUUUCGUUAACCAUUGCUCAUUUUCAGAGGAAAAAAAAAAACGCCUUUAGGGGACAUUCAUUGUGUUCUGGUGCCACUGAAUGAUUGAGUUUCUCAUAGCGUGAAGUAAUGAUUGGUGGUGGUGUAGUAAAAACUAUGUUCAGAAAACUAGCACAGCCUGUGUUCCCAGCUCCUUAUACAGUUGUGCCCCGUUGUUGCUCUCCUCUUAUAUUUCUCCACCUUCCCCUCCGACAUCACCAUCUGCAACCACGUGACAAACUUUCUGUUGCAUAAGACAUUAAUGAUAAUAAAACUGGAAGACACUGUGCAACAAGCACAAAACAUUUUCACUUGCAAAAAGUAGGCAACAUUCACUUCAUCGACUGCAAAUCCUCAGUGAGCCAAAUGGGUACUUUCUUUUUAAAGUUCUAAGUUUUCUAUUUUGUCAUACAUAAAAUUUACUUGUGGACAGAAGUGAUUUUUAUAUUAUUGUUUGUUAACCUGUGGUAAAUUGUUAAUAAUCUACCUUAUGACAGGACAUCUUGCAUUGCAGAUUAGUUUUUGUUUACUAAGUAAUAUUUUAAAUGCACAUUUUAAAUAGGUUAGUACAUCACAUAGUGCAUAUGAGCAACAGUAGCUGCACAGUGAAGAAGAAACUGAGUGCAAUAUUAGAAGUCUAAGAACUAAAGUAGAAAAAUUUUGCACAAAAACUGCCAUGAUUUGUUAAACUGGGAACUGUUACAAAAAGAAUUAUAGUCAAAAUAUGAAGUUUUUACACUUGAAUAACAUUCUCAAUGAAAGUAAAGCACAAGAAAUAAAUAUAUAUUAACCAAUUGUUACACUGAUUUGAGUUAUGCUGUAGUAUGUUUUUGUUCAUUAGCACUCUGCACAAUAAAUACAAUGUUCAGGAUAGGUGUGAUCUGUUGUUUAUGUUCACUGUCUCAGUUUCAUGUCCAGACACUUGGUUCCUGCUUGUAUUAUUUUAAUGUUGUUUUAACUUUUUAUUUCUUUCGUUAGAAUGAAUUUAUGACCAUAUCAGAAUUUGAUGUUAUUUAAUAAUAGGAAUAUUUUUUUAUUUUGAAUUAAUUGUUAUUUUAAUGAAAUUAUCAUUAGUGUCUAUCUGUAUUAAAUUAUUUUUGUUGUUAAUACAGACAUCAUUUGUUGUGUCAAUAGUUACAGUUAUUGGUUCAAAUGGCUCUAAGCACUAAGGGACUUAACAUCUGAGGUCAUCAGUCUCCUACAGUUAUUAGUGUAUUAUAAGUGGGAGUCAGGUUAUGUGUGUGCAUGGCGGUGGAGGGGUAUUUUUCAAAUAGCCAAACUUUUACUUUCACCGGGCUAUAUUCGUAUUAGCUCCAUCUGCUGCAAUAGCUGAGUGGCCUGGGUUGGAUUCCCGACUGGUUGGAGAUUUUCUCUGCUCGGGGACUGAGUGUUGUGUUGUCUGCAUCAUUCUAUCAUCCUCGUUAUCACGCAAGUCGCCGAAAUGGCAUGAACUAAAAAGUCCUGCAUCAGGUGAUAGAUCUACCCGAUGGGAGGCCCUAGUCACAUGACAUUUCAUUUUGAUUCUAAAGAAACUCUUCUUUCAUGUCGCAGCCAAAGUCAAGAGAUAUAUUAGAGGUGUUGAUUUCGAUCAUUCAAUGUGUGGUGACAAAAUUUUACAUGAGAUUUUAACGAAAUGCACAUUGAAUUCCUCUGACAGAUCAAAACUAUAUCUAGAGACUCAGAAUCAAGCUCAGGCCUGCAUUGCACAAACCUCUUACUGACUCGGCUAUCCAGGAAUGCUUUAUGGGUCACGUGAAAUACGUAUUGUGAUAAGAAAAAGACUGGUGGUAAUCAUUGACAAAGCUUCACUAGGCAAAACAUUUAGGUAUUGCUGUACUGUAACAUUGCAAAAGAGUAAGAAUAUUAAGCUUUAUUCCAUAGUUUUAUUUCUUAGGUACAAAACAGAUGUUUAUGUGAUGGUGAAUAACUAGAGAGGACAAUGUGUAGGUCAAGCAGCCUCAUUUAUUUUGUUGGAAGUUAACUAAAGACAAACAUCAAAAUUUGUACAAUCGGCUAUGAAAGAAAAUUUUAAAUGAACUGAAUUUAAUGAUUUUUUUUUUACCUUUGAUCAAAACAUGGCCACAUGAACUGUGUGUGGUGAUAGUGUGAGGAGGUCUGUGGCAGUCACAGGACAUGAUUUAGGCAGUCUACUGCGUGCUUUUCUCUGCACUUCACACUGAAAUCUCCCAUUUUAAAGUUGUCUCUGCAUCUCGUGAUGAUGUCACACAAUCCGUGUGUGUUGGAGGAAGCUUCUUUCCCAGUGUCAGCUGCUGAUAAAUACUCCAUGCUCUUGCUCGCAACUUGCUGCAGCAUUUAUGCAAAUGUCUUUAACGCAUUAGGAAAUCGAAUAUUUGAUGCGAGGCACCCUGCUGUAUUGGCUGACAUUCAAGCUAUGGAGGGGCCAGUGGUUGCAGGCAGCUAAUAAGUGCAAUUUCUCCAGUGGUGCAUUGUGUAGGUAGCCUUUAUCUAUCAUAAACUGUUGUAGAGGAAUUGUAAAAGCAUUCAAGCCCAAAGGCUGGUUUGAACACCACUGUGUUUUACUGGGCAUUGUCCUAAUGGAGAUGGUAUGGCAAUGCUCUCGUCUCACCUUUGAACUGAUUGCUCCAGCUAGUUGUAGGUGGACCUACACUUUAACAUAGACACUGAACCGCAAUGAAACUUGCAUUUUUCAAAUCGACAUUUCCAGAGAUGACAGAGAAAAUGCUAGAACCAACUGAAAAUUGUACCCCAAACCUUUGGAUUUGUAUUACGAUUAAAUAACUUAUGGAAAUGCAGCCGGAUGACAUCAUCGGUAACCGACGAUGUUUCGAAAGGAGCACACCCUGCCAUUUUCAGUGCAAAACUGCAACAAGUAAAAACUGUGCCAGGGAAUUUAAAACCUCACACACUAUAAACACUAGUGCCAUCACAAACCAAGAUGGUCAUCGUCGGAAGUUAUUGAUAACGAAAUUAAUAGUUAACAAAUGUUUUUUGGCAAGGGAGAGAGCUAGAUUCCUUGCAGAAUUUAAACAAAACUCACCAUUUCUAUUUAUAAGGUUACUUGCUCACUUAAUUUCAACAUCUUCAUUAAUAACGCUAUCCCAAUAGCUGGAAGUGCAUGCCAGAAUUUCAGUGUUGUUUUCCACAGGGUGACCACUGCAAAGACAAUUUUCUGCAAUGGCAGAUUUGCAUGGCUGUUGUAAGGGUGUAUGCCACUUGGGCUAAGUACAACAGUCCUGAUGGUCUGACCAAUACAUGACAUGUCACAACUACAAGGAAUACAGUAGACACCAGCCUUACAUAAAUCGAGAUCAUGCUUUACAGAACCUUAAAGGACCCUGAUGUUCAAUGGUGACCGAAAUACACACUUCACAUCGCAUUUCCCCAAAGUAUGACCAAUCCUGUUCGAAAUUCCCCCUGUGUAAGGCAAAGAGGCCGUAGACUUUGGUGCCACCUCGAUAUCAUCAUUUGUCGAGUGCACAGUUGGUCGAUAGUGCACUGCAUGUCUGAUCUGUUUUCUGUUAUAACCAUUCUGAUGGGAAGGUGACUGAGAUGGACUAACUCAGCUGACAAAUUGUCAGGGUCCGAGGUGGCAAACAAGCAGGUGAGGGCAGCAAUUAGCAUACUGGACUUAGAUUCAGGACGACAAGGGUUCAAACCUGUGUCUGGCCAUCCCGAUUUACGUUUUUCAUGAUUUCCCUAAAUCGCUUAAUACAAAUGCCGGGAUUGUUCCUUCGAAGGGGCAAGGCCGCUUACCUUCUCCAUCCUUCCCUAAUCUGAGCUGGUGCUCAGUCUAUAGUGACCUCAUUGUCGAUAGUGCGUCAAACCACUAAUCCCUUCCUCCUCUUCCUGCUCCGAGACGACACGGGCGCUGUGAACCGAGGUCACUUGCAGCAGUUUUGCCCUGAAAGUGGCAGGGUGUGCCCCUGUCAAGAUAUUGGCAGCACUGGCUGCACUCUCGUAAGUUAUUUGAACAUUGUAUAUGCUGAGAGAAAUUAAAGUCUCACAUUGUAGUAUGAUGCUUACCCACUAACUCACCAAGUUACACAAGAGGAAUUGUAUAAAAAUAAAAAUUAAAUUGGGAGCUUUGUUAUGUUUUAUGAUAUGUAUAUGGGCACUUGAAUACUUCACGGUGUGCAGCUCCUUGUACAGGCAAUAAAAAUAAUGUUUUUAAAAAGCUGCAUCAUUAAUGUUCAGGACCAUAGGAUUGUUCUGAAGCAGCAAAAAGAGACAAUGUUUAGGGGACAUGGGAUAGGGGGAAGCAACACCCACAGAACCCAAGUGAAGAGAAGCUCAUGAGAUAUAAAGGGGACAGGAGGCAGAAAUAUAGGACUCGGGCAUAUGAAAUUAGAGAAGAGAAUAAUUUAGACAGUAGGAAAUUAACUGGCAUAAAGGACUAGGAAAUAAGGUACUGGAAGAGGAGAGAUUGAAAGGAAACCAUAUGAUCAAGGUAGGAGAGGGUUUGUGUUUCUUGGGGAAGGGAAGGGUGGAGUGGAUUAAAAAUUGGAGGAAUAUUGUGGUGGUGGUGGUGGUGGUGGUGGUGGUGGUGGUUACUGAAUUAUGUAAACAUCAAGUUUAUCAUCAUUGAAGGGAGAGGUUGAUUGGUGCUUAAAAGAGUCAGGGAGCAGUUUGAGAGCUGGCAAUAUAUUCCAUAGAAACACAGUCUUGUAUUCCAUAGUUUUUAAGAACUGCUAGGAGCUUUGAUUAUUACUGCCUUGUCAUUGUUGUUAAACUUGAGUCUUCUUUUACUUACUUAUGUUUACAUCAAUGUUGCAGCUUAGUCACACAACCAUUUCACUGUACAGUAGUGAAUUCCUUUUCUUGAAGCUAUUCACAGUAAUUCAUUAGAAAGUGGACAUGUUAUGUCCUAACUUGCAUAUCAGUUCCAAAAGAAUGCAGUAUUUAUUUCAUUGUCUGUAAAUUUAAUUCUUGUUUUGGUAGUAAUGGGAUAAAACAGAAAACAAAAAUGGAAGAUUAAAAUCACUGAAAAUGUGGGAAGGGUAGAGCGCACCCUUUCCUUCACGGAUUGAUGUAUCAGUGACAAGUAAUGCUUGCUAAACGAAGUACACAAUACCUUGUUAUAUUACAAGCGGCAUGAAGUAACAAAACAAAAGAGAUGCAUGGAAUUUUCCACUUAGUGCACAGAAACAUAAUUUUUUCUACAAAUUUCAGUAAUGGUCAUUAGUUCCUAGGUUAUAGUGAAGCUUUGAAUGAGACAUCCAGUCAUUUCAUUUGUGCAGCUACUAACCCUGUUCUAUAUUUGUUGACUGUUGGUUUGGUUAUAAGUUGUCUGUCAUAGAAUCAUGUUAUAAUAUCCUUUUGUUUGUUAAUUGAUUUAUUAUAUGUUAUAUAUCAAAAUAGUACAAAGUACGUAUGUUGUUUUUUGCACCUGUUAUACUUUUUGCACUUGUUAUAAUUUCAGAAAGUUUUUUCUUGUUAAAUUUACACAAAAAAGUCUGUGAUACGGUAUCUACAAAAUAAAAGCAAUGU